AGUUCUUAGGACGUGCUGAAUCCCGUUACAAACAAAGUUGUCGCUGGCCGCUUCACAGAAGGAAACAUCGCUGGUUCACAUGAUUUAAGGAGAAACCGUACCUAAAAUUUGCUGCUUCGCGUGGACUACCUACGACUUGGGACGGCGGAGUUUCGUUGUCCUAAUUUGAACAAGGGUUUGAUAGCUCGUUGUUUUGGCAGCUCGUUUCAUCUCUCCGGUGCCCCCUGUUGUUCCGAGGAGCACAGCUCAACCACUAGUUGCUACCCGGUGCCCGGGACUCCCGUUCUUAGAAGCGGAGUUGACAAUGGCCGGUGUGGGCUUCCUGUUAUGCGGCAUCACCUUGCUCUUCGGAGAACUCCUUUCCGGUUCGGCCGGUCAGCAGCACCAAGGAGAAAAAGGAAUCUCAGUGCCAGACCAUGGCUUCUGCCAGCCGAUCUCCAUCCCGCUCUGCACGGACAUUGCCUAUAACCAGACAAUUAUGCCAAACCUGCUGGGCCAUACCAACCAGGAAGACGCCGGGCUGGAGGUGCAUCAGUUCUACCCGCUGGUGAAGGUGCAAUGCUCAGCCGAGCUAAGAUUCUUCUUGUGCUCCAUGUACGCCCCGGUGUGCACGGUGCUGGAGCAGGCUAUCCCCCCGUGCCGGUCUCUGUGCGAGCGGGCAAGACAAGGCUGCGAGGCCCUCAUGAACAAGUUCGGCUUCCAAUGGCCCGAAAGACUGCGGUGCGAGAACUUCCCUGUGCACGGGGGAGGCGAGAUCUGCGUGGGGCAAAACAGCUCAGACACACCGUCUGGCCCCACGGCCAACCCUACCCCUUACUUACCGGACAUUAUCACCUUCAAUCCUAUCGCUACACGGGAGUUUACUUGCCCCCGGCAGCUCAAAGUUCCACCUUACCUGGGCUAUCGUUUUCUUGGGGAAAAAGACUGCGGGGCCCCCUGCGAACCCACCAAAGCCAACGGAUUGAUGUAUUUCAAGGAGGAAGAGGUGCGCUUUGCCCGCUUGUGGGUGGGUAUCUGGGCCAUCCUGUGCGGCAUCUCCACGCUCUUCACCGUACUCACCUACCUGGUCGACAUGAGGCGGUUCAGCUACCCCGAGAGGCCCAUCAUCUUCUUGUCGGGCUGCUACUUCAUGGUCGCCGUGGCUUAUGCCGCCGGUUUCCUCCUCAAAGAUAAAGCCGUGUGCCUGGACCGCUUCUCGGACGAUACCUACCGCACGGUGGCACAAGGAACCAAGAAGGAGGGAUGCACCAUCCUCUUCAUGAUUCUCUACUUCUUCGGAAUGGCCAGCUCCAUCUGGUGGGUCAUCCUGUCACUCACCUGGUUCCUGGCAGCCGGCAUGAAGUGGGGCCAUGAGGCCAUUGAAGCCAACUCUCAGUACUUCCACCUGGCUGCCUGGGCUGUGCCGGCAGUGAAGACCAUCACUAUCCUGGCCAUGGGGAAAGUUGACGGAGAUAUCCUGAGUGGGGUUUGCUAUGUCGGCAUCAACAGCGUAGAUUCCUUGCGUGGAUUCGUGUUGGCGCCGCUCUUCGUGUACCUUUUCAUCGGCACAUCCUUUCUCCUGGCCGGGUUUGUGUCGCUGUUCCGCAUCCGAACCAUCAUGAAACACGAUGGCACCAAGACCGAGAAGCUGGAGAGGCUGAUGGUGCGGAUAGGGGUGUUCAGCGUGAUGUACACGGUGCCGGCCACCAUCGUGCUGGCUUGUUACUUCUACGAGCAGGCCUUCAGGGACACGUGGGAGAAGACCUGGCUCAUGCAGACCUGCAAGAGCUUCGCGGUGCCCUGUCCCAACCACAACUUCGCCCCCAUGAGUCCGGACUUCACGGUCUUUAUGAUCAAGUAUCUCAUGACCAUGAUCGUGGGAAUCACUUCGAGCUUUUGGAUAUGGUCGGGGAAGACCCUGCAGUCCUGGCGCAAGUUCUACCACAGGCUGAGUAACAGCAGCAAAGGGGAGACUGCUGUGUGAAACCAGACUGCUGCCCCGCGAUGGAGCCAAAAGAGACUUUAUUUAAAGGGACUGUUCUAUGCCAUUGAAACUGUUGCUCAUUCCUUG
Spea bombifrons (plains spadefoot toad) is the source of this 2050-nucleotide messenger RNA. RefSeq names its product frizzled class receptor 7 (gene FZD7). The transcript has a single exon. Gene Ontology annotation, molecular function: Wnt receptor activity; Wnt-protein binding. Gene Ontology annotation, cellular component: plasma membrane. Bases 305 to 1963 code for a protein of 552 amino acids. Gene Ontology annotation, biological process: canonical Wnt signaling pathway; non-canonical Wnt signaling pathway. NCBI's taxonomy places the organism in Eukaryota, Metazoa, Chordata, Amphibia, Anura, Pelobatidae. The record is from RefSeq and is a predicted model, not a curated record.